UGUUAGAUGGGAACUAGCGCUCAUGUAGACACUUAACUUGUCGUGGAGCCAUCGACACAGAGCCUAUCUACAGUAGAAGGACUUUUCGAAGCAAUCAUGGCAGACGUCAUCAAAGACAUAUUCAUGGCAGAUUUUCUGUUUAAUGGGGAAUUAAAUCCCACCAACCUCACUUCAAACAUGAUUCUCCUAAUCAGUCUUAUUAUAUUGGGACUGGUUGUCAUGUGGACCGUGGUACUCUGCCGGAAAUGUCGCAAAAAAGUAGAGGAAGUUAUACCACAGAUAAAGUCACGGAUGGGAGCUGGAAAGAAAACGCCAAGGUUCCGAAAACGGGAUAAAGUCAUGUUUUAUGGUCGAAAGAUGUUGAGAAAAGUGAACAGUUCUUUAUCGAUGAGUAAGAUGGAUACAUCCGGCCGGCGAAUAAAAAAGCGACAGUUGGUGCUGAAGUUUGCCAAGCGUUUGAUGCGCCUGAGCAAAAAGGACAGCAAGCCACUGCUGCGCCCGAAGGAGCCUCCGCCGGCAUACCUGGAGGAAGACCUGGUCGAGGAGAAGGAGCUGGAGCUUCCGCCUGAGGUUCUCUACAUGCUUAAGAGCGUCAGAGUGCUGGGCCAUUUUGAGAAGCCCAUGUUUUUCGAGCUGUGCAAGCACACGACUUCUCUGUGCAUCCCUCAGCAUGGCUAUCUUUUUCGUAUCGGCGAGAAGGACAACAGCAUUUAUGUGGUCCAGGCUGGGAAGAUUUGCCUUAGUGUCACACAGCUGGAUGGAACAGAGUUAGUGGUGAAAGAGGUAGGACCAGGAGAUAGCAUUCAGAGUCUGCUGUCUAUCAUCGAUGUCUUAACAGGCUACGAGGCGCCGUACAAGGGACAGUGUCGGCGCGGGCGCUGCGCUCGAGGCGAACGACGGUUCAUCCGGCUUCCUGUGUCGGCGUUCAGUGAGAUCCUGAAGCAGUACCCUGGCUCGCUCGUGCGCAUCGUGCAGAUCAUCAUGAUUCGGCUGCGGCGUCACCACGCGGCUGCACACUACCUCGGCCUGAGCGCGGAGCUCAUCAACCCUGAGGGUUCGUCACAGACAUUCUCCGUACAAUCGCUCGCCGACAACAGGAUUCCGGCAGCGGGGGCGUCGACGGCGCGAGGGAGGCCACCUACUCGGCACCCAGCUAUGUCGGAGGAGGACGAGAGAGCGUACCCGUCGUCGGGCAGUGACAGCGAACGUGUCAUCAACGUCACGAACAUGUACAGCUCGAGUGAAGCGGACACGGCUGACAGCAAGCGCGACAAUGAAGAGGAGUUUAAUGCUGCCUGCGAGAGGGCUCGUGUGUACUCCACAGAAAGAAAUCUAUCCCAGUCCUCGACAGAUUUUCACGAAGGCAAAAAGUUGGAAAGAAACUUGAGCCUCCCGGUGAGGCGGCUUGGCGGCAGCGACAGCGGCGGGGAGGGGAAGGCGAGGACAAAGAGGAAGGUGUCGUGGAGCACGACUCCGGAGGAGGUGAUCGAGGGCCGACACUCGAGCGAAAUGAUUCUCGAGGCAGUGCGCGCAAAGAAGAGCGAGGACGCGCGCAUGCUGCAGCUAGCCGUGGAAGACCUCAAGCGUCUGUUGCACAUCGACGACGAGAAGGUGUUUGAAGGGCGACUACGGCUCAUCCAGGUUAGCACGGGCAAGGUGCUGUGUAGACAGAACGAAGUCGAUGCGAGUCUCUAUUUUGUUGUCACCGGUUCCCUGCAGGUCUCACAGAAAGUCAUCGACAAAGAACAUGCCGAGUCACUGCUGUUUAGGGCAUAUCCCGGUGAGAUUGUCGGAACUCUGAGCGUGCUCACUGGAGAGGCGUCCAUGUUUAGCAUACGCGCCAGACAGAGCAGCCACCUGGUGGUCAUCUCUAAGUCUGACGUUUACGAUGUCAUGCGAGAUCAUCCUAAAGUCGUGCUGUGUAUUGCACAUAGCAUUGUGCAGCGUUUAUCACCCUUUGUCCGAUCCAUCGACUUUGCAUUAGAUUGGAUUCAGGUGGAAGCAGGCAGAGCUGUCUACAGGCAAGACGACAGCUCUGAAUCCGUCUACAUACUGCUAAGCGGUCGCCUUAGAUCCAUCAUCACCCGACCAAAUACGAAGAAAGACAUUAUCGAGGAGUUUGGUCGUGGAGAGUUAGUCGGUGUCGUGGAGGUUCUCACGCAGACACCUAGAACUACAACUCUGAUGGCAGUUAGAGACACUGAGCUAGCCAAACUCCCAGAUGGCCUUCUAAACCUAAUCAAGCGCAAAUAUCCGCAGGUAGUGUCACGACUGAUGCACUUGCUUGGCCAGCGUGUUCUCACUAGCCUGCAACGCCCUCUAGGGGAAGGCGUGGUCGAGCCAAAGUCUGCAUUUGGCAAUCUUUCUACGGUAGCAGUGUUACCUGUGUCAGAUGACGUUCCAUUAGAAUCGUUCACGCUAGAGCUCACACAUUUUGUCGAAGCAAUAGGUUCUGUGUUGAGGCUGACAAGUGACACAGUGAGGUCAUCACUUGGUGCCAGUGCAUUAGAUAGCAUCUACGACUACCACCUGUCGAGCUGGCUGGCUCAGCAGGACGAUAUGCACAGCAUGGUGAUCUACCAGUGUGACUAUCGCGUGACGCCGUGGACGCAGCGAUGCAUACGACACGCUGACUGCAUCCUCAUCGUUGCCCUCGCCGACCAGGAACCCAUCGUCGCAAAGCUUGAGUCGCAGAUGAGUCACGCGGGGAUGCGAGCGCAGAAGGAGCUGGUCAUCCUGCAUGGGGGGGAUGCAGUGAGCCCCGCCCGCACUGCUGAGUGGCUGAACCUGCGUGACUGGUGCAACUCACACCACCACAUACGCUGCCCGAAGCGCAUGUUCCUCAGGAAACCCGCGACCAAGAUGAAGGAGAUGUACGAGCGCAUCCUGAAGAAGCCACAGGACCGUCACUCGGACUUCGCUCGUCUCGCGCGAUUCCUCACCGGCACUAGCGUUGGGCUGAUCCUCGGCGGCGGCGGCGCGCGCGGCGCCGCUCACGUCGGCAUCAUCAAGGCCAUGUGUGAGUACGGCAUCCCGAUCGACAUGGUCGGCGGAACCAGCAUCGGCUCCUUCAUGGGUGGACUGUGGGCCGAGGAGCGAAACCUGACAAGGUUUACACAGAGAGCUAGAGAAUGGUCUCAUGACAUGACCUCUUUGUGGAAGAAAGUCCUAGAUCUGACGUACCCAAUCGCAGCCAUGUUUUCAGGGCGUGCCUUCAACCAGGGCAUUGAGGUUGUCUUCAAGGAUAAGCAGAUCGAAGACCUGUGGUUGCCGUACUUCUGCAUUACGACCGACAUCACAGCGUCGACGAUGCGAAUUCACACAUCAGGGUCGCUGUGGCGAUACGUUCGCGCUAGCAUGUCGCUUUCUGGCUACCUGCCGCCACUCUGUGAUCCCAUCGAUGGGCACCUGUUACUCGACGGUGGAUAUGUCAAUAACUUACCAGGUAACGCUGAUGUGAUGAAACAAAUGGGAGCUAACCACAUUAUAGCAGUCGAUGUCGGAAGCCAAGACGACAGUGACCUCAGUAACUAUGGCGAUGUACUUUCCGGUGUGUUGCUAUGGAAACGAUGGUGGCCGUGGGCCUCACCAAUCAGGGUUUCCUGAAUGACAGAGAUACAGUCGCGGCUGGCCUACGUGUCGUGCGUGCGUCAACUGGAGCAGGUUAAGGAAGCAGGACUACGUCAUGUACGUGCGACCACGAUCGACAUGUACAAGACAUUGCAGUUUGGCAGUUUCCUGUGGACGAAAAAACUAACACGUGACGGCGGCCUAUAUAAAAGUAUUGAUGUUGGCUACAGGCAUGGAAAGGCCAUCUUUGAACAGAUGAAGAAAUCGGGCAAGCUGUCUUCAAUAUUGAAGGACAAGCACAGCCCAACUGCUUCCUCUCACCACGUGUACAGGACCAACAGAGAAAACCGCAUCAUGUCGCUGCAGUCGUAUACGAACCUCGCGACGCUGGUCUCCCGCAUCGAGGAGCCGCUGUCCUCGGUCGUGUCGUCAGUUAGCGACGACGAGUACGAAGAUGAUGACCUGCUCGACGACAUGAACUUUGACCUGACCACGCAGUCUGACAUGUCGACGCAGUCAGCGCCAGAAGACGGCUCAUCGCUACGGCAACGCCGAGACCUCAACGCGAAGCAGACGCUCAGCGAACCGGUCAACUUCACAAUCGGUAGCAAGUAGCAUUGCAGCAACUGUUGCUACUGCCGCCAUGACAGUUAGUGGACGCAGGCGAUUCGACGCCAUGCAGUAACUGUAUAGUAACCAGAGAAGAAACACUGAGCUGAGGUGCGGUUUGAUGCGUCUUUACUAAGUUUAUGUUCGAUCGAUGGCAAACUUCUCGCAGAGAAAUUCCGCUUAGGAGAGAGACGCGUUAGCGAGUGAAAUCUACAAUGAUGUGUAGGCAUUGUAUUUUGCACGUUGCAUUUACAGUGGUUUGUAAUGAAGUUGGUUACCAUUUUUAGUCGAUUCAUUUCCAGUAUGCAUAGUAGUGCAAUGACAGGAACAGAGAAACAGAGAGGUUUAGGGUUCUUUCAUCCUCUCCUAUUGUGUGCCAAAAUGUGUUUGUAGGAUUUGAUAUGUUAUGCUCAGGAGCAUAUGUUGAUAUUAUUGUGAAUUGUCAAUAUUUGCCAGCGACAGUAUUUUUGUCACAUUGCCAAGUUUCGUUUCAAGCUUUAUUGAGCUUAUUGCUCGGUUUACUGUGAUAUUCGCCAACAAAAUGGUACCCGAGCUGUUAUGCGCAUGACAAGGAUGUUAAAUGUGCUGAUACUAGUGUAACAUGCUAUUUUAUCACAUGUUAAAUGCACUUGUUUGUAAAAAUCUUAAUGAGAAUGGACAGCGAUUAGGACAGUGGCCUAUGCCAUGCCUAAAACAUUAGCAUGAUGUUAACAUGAUUUUAAUUUUGCUUUAACGGGUCCCUCGUGAUCUGAACAUGGUAUAGGGGUAGGUGCUAUGGUUUCUUGUUUUCACUUGAGUAGCAUUACUUGCGUCACUCGAGUACAUGGAGUACAGAUAUUAAACAACUUUCAGUGUUGCAACAAUAAAGAUGUAGCUUUGCAGGAAAUGGUAUAUAAAGCAAGUACAUUGUUAUGAACCAUUGAAGUAACCUAGGUUCUGCUUUGGCUAUUUACACAUAACUUUUUAUGUAUAUGAUGUGGAAGAUGCAUCUGCUAUGUAACAUUAAAGCAAUGUUGCAAAAUGGGUAGUCGAGGUUAUCUAUAUGGAACUAUAUAGAACAUCAUCAAUGCAAUUUUAUUAUAUAUACUGUAUUUUACAAGGUGCUGAUAACAAAUAAAUCCAGAGAUACAAGUA
Priapulus caudatus is the source of this 5313-nucleotide messenger RNA. Its product is annotated as patatin-like phospholipase domain-containing protein 7. Gene Ontology annotation, molecular function: phosphatidylcholine lysophospholipase A1 activity. NCBI's taxonomy places the organism in Eukaryota, Metazoa, Priapulida, Priapulimorpha, Priapulimorphida, Priapulidae. The record is from RefSeq and is a predicted model, not a curated record. Gene Ontology annotation, biological process: phosphatidylcholine metabolic process. Gene Ontology annotation, cellular component: endoplasmic reticulum.